UGGGGGCUUCACUGAGGGUUCGCUGAGGGUUUUGUAUUAUUUCUAGGAAGUGCUUGUAGAGAUUUGGAGAAGUAAAAAUCCAAAGUGCCAUGUACAUUCAUCCCCAUAUUUAUUCUUAUUUUUCAUCCAUCUGUUUUCCCCCCCAUAUUUUAGCAACAAAAUGACAAACUCUAGAACUGUUACGAGGGAAUGGCAAUCUAAUUGCUUUUCUCUCUUCUUCUCCACCCCAGUUUAAUUUACUAGUAUAGAAACAAAUGUUCAAUAAAACUUAGAUAUCAAAAAGUGAACCCUUAAGUCUGGAAGUGUUAAAAGUGUUAAAAGUCUUAUGCUCUGACAGCAACUGAUUUUAGUUUUUGAGGUCAUUGGAAAUGAAUUUUAGUUUUAAGUGGAUCUGAGUUUUGAGUUUCUGUUUUUAAUGUUAUUUUCCGUGUGAGAACUUUUAUUUUUAGUGGGUUUCUUCAGGUUUCCUGGGCAGAGCUACAGUGUUAUAUGCUUGGUUAGGAGAGUUUUCUCCUCAAAGAAUAUUCCAAGCAAGUACAUUUCUAUUCAUCAGAUUAUUCUGAGCCAAGGGAGAGAUAGGAUUGUUCUUGGGUCAGACCUGUACUUAGGAGAAGGAGAAUUAUAUUUAGAUUUUACUAUAAAGCUAACAGAGCAAAUAUAAUACUUGACAUUUCUGUAAAUACUUGUUGAAUCAAUGAAUGUCUUAAAUGAAGCCCUUUAUAUCUGUUAGGAUAUAAACUCUUCCAGAGCAAGGGGUUUGUUUUAUUAGCUCUGGUAUCCCUAGUACUUAGAACAAUAGAUACUUGGUGGAUACAUGUUGAGUGAAUAAAUGAGAACAGUCCAUUCAUUCAUUUAUCAAAAUAUUGGUGAGGAAAAUGCAGUCCACCCUGGGGAAGGUAAUGCAAUUGGUCAGAGGUGCAGCUGGGACUGAGUUCAGGGCAGUGCUGUCUUCUGUACUAAGACAUCCCUUUGACUUAUGAAGGCAUGAGUCAUGGGUAUGAAUACCAAGAUGGAGAAAACACUCAAAAAGGUUAAUCAUCUUGUAUAAACUCUCCCAAGUGGCUCCAGAGGCAGACACCUCAUGUUGCCAGCUGUCCUGUCAGCAAGCAGUUUUGGCGCAAGAGCAGCUGCACAAUGCCCUACAUCUUAACAGGCAUGAUUUGACUUACAUAAUGCUGGGGAAGAUCCACCUGCUGGAGGGAGACUUGGACAAGGCCAUUGAAAUCUACAAGAAAGCAGUGGAGUUCUCACCAGAGAAUACAGAACUUCUUACGACUUUGGGAUUACUCUACUUACAGCUCGGCAUUUACCAGAAGGCAUUCGAACAUCUUGGAAAUGCACUGACCUAUGACCCUACCAACUACAAGGCCAUUUUGGCAGCAGGCAGCAUGAUGCAGACCCACGGGGACUUUGAUGUUGCCCUCACCAAGUACAGAGUUGUAGCUUGUGCCGUUCCAGAAAGUCCUCCACUCUGGAACAACAUCGGAAUGUGUUUCUUUGGCAAGAAGAAAUAUGUGGCAGCUAUCAGCUGCCUGAAACGAGCCAACUACUUGGCACCCUUUGAUUGGAAGAUUCUGUAUAACUUGGGCCUUGUCCACUUGACAAUGCAGCAGUAUGCGUCAGCUUUCCAUUUCCUCAGCGCGGCCAUCAACUUCCAGCCAAAGAUGGGGGAGCUCUACAUGCUUUUGGCUGUGGCUCUGACCAAUCUGGAAGACCCAGAGAACGCCAAGAGAGCCUACGCGGAAGCCGUCCGCCUGGAUAAGUGUAACCCGUUAGUAAACCUCAACUAUGCUGUGCUGCUGUACAACCAGGGCGAGAAGCAGGGCGCCCUGGCUCAGUAUCAGGAGAUGGAGAAGAAGGUCCACCUGCUGCAGGACAGCAGCUCUCUGGAAUUUGACGCCGAGAUGGUGGACAUGGCCCAGAAGCUGGGAGCUGCCCUCCAGGUCGGGGAGGCACUGGUCUGGACGAAACCAGUUAAAGACACCAAGUCAAAGCACCGGACCACUUCAACUAGCAAAGCUGCCAGUCUCCAGCAGCCUCUGGGCUCUAAUCAAGCCCUAGGACAGGCAAUGUCUUCAGCAGCUGCAUACGGGAAGCUCCCCUCAGGUGCUGGAGGAACAUCCCAUCUCACAAAGCCACCAUCUCUGCCUCUGGAGCCACAGCCCACUGUGGAAGCACAUCCAAAUGAAGCAUCUGCACAAAUAAGAGAAAAAUAGGAGUAGGAUGACCCCAGACUAUAGGUUUCUCUGGUGAGGAUGUAGCAGAUUAGGAAAGGUCACGCGACACAGGCAGCACGGACGCCAGUGUGUUCCCUGGGCACCGAGGACCACAGGAUGUGUUGUGAUGACCCCAAGGAGCCUGAGGCCUAGCAGCCUCUCAUCAGCCCCGUCAGCCGGGACCAGACCGGUCCUUUCAGAAUUAAGAGCAGGGCUCACGACUCUGUGUUUGUAGCUUCAAGAGCCAGCAGGGCACGUGAUGCUGUUUGCUUCUGAAAUGACUGUCAUCUCCUGGAUGACUUCCUCCUUCCUUUGCGGAAGGAAAGUCUGAGACAGACCUCUACUCAUUAGCUCUGUUAUGAUGAAGCCUUGGCUUAGCUGAGAUGGUCCUCAGACUGGGGGGCAUGGCAGCCUCCAAGGCAAACAAAUCGUGGAUUAAUAAUCCAGCUCUAACAGUCUAAAUUUAAGGGGAAAAAUGAUGAAAAAAACCUCUGUAUAUUGAGGUUGAAUAUUCCAGCUAUGCUUGUCCAGGGGAAUCCAGAACAAGGCCCGUGGCUUGUUCUUGAGAGAGGUCAGAGUGUGGAGUCAGAUCAUGUCAGUGUGAUAAGAAGUAGGAGUGAAGGGCUGGUCUGGUAUCAGCACCAGCGAUUAAAAGGAAAGGAAGAGCUUCUUAACUAAUUUUUAUUUAAGACCAUCAAUGAUACUACUGGCCAGAUGCUAUCAAUUCAUUAUAUGUCCUUUUUAGAAUGAAGAUUAUGUAUCAUCAUCCCUUUGGGAAAAGUUGUUAACUUGGGUAUAAAAAUAAGAGAUCACAAUAAAAACUUCUUAAAAGAA
Molecule: messenger RNA, 3050 nt
Organism: Felis catus (domestic cat)
Lineage: Eukaryota; Metazoa; Chordata; Mammalia; Carnivora; Felidae
Gene: BBS4
Product: Bardet-Biedl syndrome 4
Exons: 10
Coding region: 1173-2216 (347 amino acids)
Biological process (GO): protein localization to cilium; cilium assembly
Cellular component (GO): ciliary basal body
Molecular function (GO): protein binding
Source: RefSeq, a predicted model, not a curated record